This is a messenger RNA of Hydra vulgaris (swiftwater hydra), 3392 nucleotides long. Its product is annotated as ER degradation-enhancing alpha-mannosidase-like protein 3. Gene Ontology annotation, molecular function: mannosyl-oligosaccharide 1,2-alpha-mannosidase activity; calcium ion binding. Gene Ontology annotation, cellular component: endoplasmic reticulum; membrane. The record is from RefSeq and is a predicted model, not a curated record. Gene Ontology annotation, biological process: mannose trimming involved in glycoprotein ERAD pathway; carbohydrate metabolic process; endoplasmic reticulum mannose trimming. Lineage: Eukaryota; Metazoa; Cnidaria; Hydrozoa; Anthoathecata; Hydridae.
GCAAACGUCGGCGAAUUUUAAUAUAAAAAAGACGUCAAUGUUGAUUAUAUUAAUUUUAAUUUUAAGUAUUUUACAUAUUAAUUAAAAAAUGGUCAAGUAUUAGAUGUCGAUUCAAAUUAAUAGAAGCUUCAGAAGACACAACAUCUCUACAGAUAUUGCUUCUUAAAACAAAAAAUUAAAAAUAUAAAAACAAAAAAUGCAUUUGUCGAACAUGUUAUCUAUUACCAUGAUUAUACUGGUCAUUAUUUGUUAUCAAAUCAUUCCAGUAUCUCUUUCUGCAACAAAAAUGACAAAUUCUGAAAAAGAGAAACUCAAAUUGAAGACACUUGAAAUGUUUGAUCAUGCCUAUGGGUCCUACAAGAAAUAUGCUUUUCCUGCUGAUGAAUUAAUGCCAUUGAGUUGUAAAGGAAGAUAUCGAGGAACUGAGGGUGAUCGUGGUGAUAUUGAUGAAGCAUUAGGAAAUUUUUCACUAACAUUGAUUGAUACAUUAGAUACACUUGCAGUUCUCGGUAGGAUUGAUGAGUUUGAGGAACAAGUUCGAUUUGUUAUUCAAAAUGUGUCAUUUAAUACAGAUGUUGUGGUUUCUGUUUUUGAAACUAAUAUUAGGGUACUUGGUGGUCUACUUGGUGCUCAUUUUAUGUCUAUUGAAAUAAAAAUGUCUGGAAAAGGUAUGCUUUGGUAUCAAAAUGAGCUACUGAGUAAGGCUGUAGAUAUUGGAGAUAGAUUACUCGCUGCAUUCAAUACAACCACAGGAAUACCAUAUCCAAAAGUUAACUUAAAGUAUGGGGUCAACACUCCUUAUUCUCGAGUAGGACAUGAGACAGACACUUGUACUGCAUGUGCUGGAACUAUGAUUAUGGAGUUUGGAGCAUUAAGUAGACUUACUGGUAAUCAAAUAUAUGAGGACAAGGCUCAUAAAGCAAUGGAAGCGCUAUGGAUGUAUCGAAGUCGUCAUAGUGAUUUAGUUGGUACAACAAUUAACAUUCACAAUGGCAAUUGGAUAAGAAGAGACAGCGGAGUAGGAGCAGGAAUAGAUUCCUAUUAUGAGUACUGUUUAAAAGCAUAUAUUCUUUUGGGCGAUGAAACCUACUUGGAUAAAUUUAACAAGCACUAUGAAUCAAUAAAAAGAUACAUACAACGUGGUUCUAUGUUUAUUGAUGUAAUGAUGCAUCAACCUGAUCAACCUGUACGAUCACAUAUGGAUGCCCUACAAGCCUUCUGGCCUGGAUUACUUGUAUUAAAAGGUGAUUUACAAUCUGCUAUAGAAACUCAUGAAAUGUUAUAUUCAGUGGCAAAAAAGUUCAAGUUUUUACCAGAGGCAUUUACUUCAAACUUUGAUUUGCAUUGGGCGCAACAUCCACUGAGACCAGAAUUCAUCGAAAGCACUUAUUUUUUAUAUCAAGCAACAAAAGAUGAUUACUACUUGUAUGCAGGUCGCCACGUACUUGAGACACUUGAAGAGCAUGCAAGAGUACCAUGUGGUUUUGCUGCACUAACUGAUGUACGAACAUUUCGUCAUGAAGAUAAGAUGGAUUCCUUUGUUCUUGCAGAGACAUUUAAGUAUUUAUACUUAUUGUUUUCAACUGAAGCUGAACAUCUCAUUGACAUCCAUGAUUAUAUUUUCACAACUGAAGCACAUCUUUUACCGCUACAUCUUUCUUCAAUUCCAAAUGAUCGUCAACUUUCAUCAACCAAAAUGCCAUAUAAUCAUGAUCGAAAAGAAAAACCAAUUCAGGAAGAUACAUGUCCAAAUAUAGUUCAUUCCUACUUGAAUUUACGUUCAUUUGCAGAAAGUAUUAGAGAUAAUGUUAAAAAAAGUCCAUCAGACCAAUCUAUUAAAACAAGCUGUAAACCAAUACAACCAGAGAAUUCGUCACAGUCAACAGUCUCAUUUGUUUUUGACUUAGGAAAGGCAAAGUUGGCAUUUACAGGCCAAAGAAAACUUCGUGCAGAAGAAUUUCAAAUUGGUAAUGAAGAACAUGUGAAAAUAUUAAGACAGCUAGGAAUUUUAGUUGUCAGUAGUGAAAAUGGAAAAGUUCAACUAGUACAGCAAGCAGGAACAGCUGCUUCAGUGCAGGAUGCUCAAGAGGGGAUUGUGUUUAUGCAAGAAAUGAUACAACUAGCGAAAGAAAAAGGUGCAACUGCUGAUAUCCAACCAAGUGUUGUCCAAAUAUUAAAUGGCGGCAAAGUUGUAAAGCAGUUUAAUGCAGGAUCAGCUCAGUUUGGUGCUGAUCUUACUAAACUUAGCACAGGGGUGUCUGGAGAGGCAAUAGAAACUGAACCUUUCAGAGCAUGUAAAGAAAUACGAAACACUGAUCAGAUUACAAAUCGCAUUGCUGUUAUAGAGCGUUCUGAAUGUAUGUUUAUAGACAAGGUUCGACUUGCACAAUUGCAUGGAGCUAAAGCAGUUGUUAUAAUUGAUCAUGUAGAAGGCAGCACUUCUGCUAGUUCACAGUUGUUUGGAAUGAGUGGUGAUAGCAAUAGUAAUGAUGUUACUAUACCUUCUGUGUUUCUUUAUAAAAAAGAAGGUGAUGAAUUACGAUCAUUAAUGAAACAAUCAGAAAAUACUAAAAUUGAAAUUAAAAUUGCUCACAAAAAGUCAGACGAAAAAGACUUAUUGAAUACUUUCUCUAGUGAAGAAAUAAAUCAAAAUGCUGACAAGCCCAAUGAUGUUUCAUACAUGUCAGAAGUUUUUAAAAACAAUAUGAUUCCUAUAGGUGAUCCUACUGAAGUCAGUUCAACUGUUGAUGGAGUUUUGACUACGAUAACUACUAGAGACUUUAUGAAGUUUGAUUCCAAUAACAUUCUCAAAAAAAUAACAGAAACGACAGAAAAAAUAUGUCCCACUUUACAGUGUGAUGUUGGCGUACGUGUUCUUGUCAAAACUAAGGAAGAAGAUUACUUUGACUUUAAUAAAAUUUUAUCAAAAGAAACUGGGAUGGAAGUUGGUACUGAUCAAAAUCAAGAAAGAAAUUUAAAAGAUUUUAGUAAAAUUUUACACCAAACUUUAGGUGAUUUUAAAGACAAAAAAAUUAAGAACGAGUUUUUAGAUAAUGCCCUGGCUGAGCUUAAAAUGAUGGCUUCAGACGUACUUAGCAACAUUGAGAAGUUGAAAAAUGAAAUACUUCAUGACAUAAAGCCAGUUAAAGAAGGAAAUACCGAUAGCUCGAAAAUAUUAGAACAUGCAAAAGAUAAUGAUUUAAAUUCUCAUAUUGAAAAAAAACUGGCAGAGACUAAACUGGAGAGCGAUGAUGAGUUAACAAAGUUUCCUAGGACGAAAAAUGGUGAAAAUUAACUUUAGGCUACUAAAUUUUUCUGUUAUGGAGUCUUAUUUAUUUGCGUAGGUUUAUUUAUUGUUCUUUCUUACAAUACAAUAUCUACUGAUAUUUUCA